AUGGCGGACCCCCUCUCAGUAUCGGCUAGUAUCGCGGGUAUCAUCAGCCUAGCGGACAUUGUGUUCCGAUAUGUAUUUCGCUAUGCACGCGCAGCUGCUGGAGCAAAGGAUGAGAUCCAAGCCCUUUCAGCCGAGAUUCACGACCUCGGCGGAGUUCUCCGCAAUCUAGACGCCCUUUGCCGCACACUCGAGGCUGAACCUAACCAAGGCUUCGACCCCAGCCUUCGACUUCACUGCCUUUUCCAGAUUCAAGGCACAUUCGACAAAAUCGAAAAGAAGCUUAAAAGACCCACGGAAGCUUUCAAUAAGCGUGCUAAGCCAACCGAACUUCGGGAGAAACUCAAAUGGCCAUUCACCAGCUCUGACACUAAAGACUUGCUCGCUAAGCUCUCUCGCUACAAAGAAACAUUGACUCUCGCGGCCUCUAUGGACACUAUCAACGAGUUUCAAUUGCUUUUGACUAAGCAGAUCGAACAAGGACAGAAAAUAGACAUGUUGGGCGGUAAAUUAGACGCCAUCAAAGCAUGCACCGAAAUUCCUACCAAAAUCAUGUUAGACGAUCGAAAGAGAAACGUCUUGGAUUUCUUCCUCAAACCAGAAACAAACCCCCAAAUCAACCUUGACCAGAGCAUCAAACUUCGACAUCGCACAACUGGUCGAUGGCUUUCCAAUGACGAGACCUAUCGAGAUUGGCUUGAUCACCCUGGGUCCAGGCUGUGGCUCAAUGGACUUGCUGGUGGAGGCAAAACAGUUCUGGCUGGAGUUGUGAUACAAGAUGCUCUAUCAGCCAGUUCAGCUGACGUUGGGGUUGCCUUCUUUUUCUGUGACUAUAAAAAGGAGGCCACCCUCACACCAGUUAACGUUCUUGGGGGGCUUGCUUCACAACUUGCCCGCCAGAAGGAUGAGUUCUUCGACCUAUUACAGGAAUACUAUGAAGAACUCCACCCAGUUCGCGGACUGGAUAAACAGGCUGAUGCAGAUGAACUAAGGGCGCGUCUUUGUUCAAUGGCCGAAGGGCUGAAGAAUCUUAUCAUUGUUGUCGACGGCAUUGACGAGUGCGGUGAUCGUACAUCCGACGUGCUCGAGAAUUUGGUAGAACUGGCGGAUACAGCCGAGAAUGUGACCAUCGCAUUGUUCAGCCGAGAUGAAGUUGAUAUCCAAGAUCAUCUUCAGAGCUUUGACAGAAUCCCUAUUGCGGCCCACACUGAGGAUUUGCGGGACUAUGUGAGGGCCGAGUUGGAACAGCGUACUCAUUCUGGUCGCUUGUCUUUGAACAACAUGGAUUUAAAAAACGAAAUCGGAGAAGAGCUCGUGGGAAGAGCUAAUGGAAUGUUUCGUUGGGUGGUAUGUCAACUUGAUUACCUCUGUGAGUUUUCAACAGAUGAUGACAGACGAGAAGCUUUGAAGGAGCUGCCCCCAACCCUUCACGAAUCUUACACCAGGUUACUGGUCAGAAUACAUGGAAGGCCACUGAAAGUCUGUAAGAUGGUCCAGAUGUGCCUCCAUUUUAUCGCCUUUUUCCCAUGGAGCUUGUCCAUCCAAGAGCUCUGUCAGGCAGUUUCCGUACCGGAAGGCGUUAGUGUUUCUCUUAGUGGAUCACGCAUGAUUAGCAAAAGAGACAUAUUACGGGAGUGUAGCAGCCUCAUUCGAAUUUCUGCUAAUGGCGAAAGUUUCGAGUUUGCACACUUCACGGUCCAAGAGUUCCUUCAAGACAGCAGCCUGUUGAGAACUCCAGACCUUGAGGGCUUCCAUAUGAGCAAAGCCAAAAGCAACUCAAUCUUGGCUACUCAAUGUGUGAGGUUCUUGCAGUUAAGGAACUUUGAUAGGCAACCUUCAAAAGCACAAGAAUGGUUGAACUACAAAUUUGAGAGAACCUCUUCCUACCCGUUUUAUGACAAAGCCGCUAUUGCUUGGCCUAUUCUUUCUCGGGAACAGUUAGAAAGCGAAGAGUUACUCGACGCAGUGAAAUCGUUGUUUCAUCCCUUCAGAACCUCAUUUUUCCUCCCCUGGGCUGAAGACUUAUUUGACUAUAUUAUGGGGGGAAUGCAGGCGGAGGUUACCAGCUGGCAGAAAUCACAGACAAGAUUUGACAGUGCCCUACAAGACAGACACUCUCCAGCCUGGGUCAUAGAAGGUGGCAUCAAACCUCUGCAUCUUUCAGCGAUUUUGAAUAUCCCUGAGAUAACAGCAUUUCUUCUUUCAAAGGAGGAUAAAACUGUCCUGCAUGCGAAGUCGCGACUUGGUACACCAUUAUAUCUGGCAGAAGCAUCCAUCUUAGGCAUUCCCAUCCGACCCUACGACGAUAAUGGUUCAAUCAAACUCAAUUCUGACCUCUGUGCCGUUAGCCGUCGGCGUGUGGAGACGAUAUCAUAUCUUACUAAGGCCGGUGCAGAUCUUGCUAUGCUACUUGACAACCCAAAUGUUUUCUUUAGCGCAAGCAUUAUCGAUUUUGGUUUAAGGUCGUUUGACUCAAGUCUUCAAUUAUUAAAAGCGGGCUUUGUGCCAUCUGAUCAUGAUAUUCGAAGAUUUGCCCACUCCUUGUCUUUAACAAAUUCAAGACCAGAGGAUCAUGAGUUAGAAUCAUCUUUUCUUGAGAUUCUAAAUUAUCUUAAGGAUUCGGACGCCUACAGCUCCACAUGGGGAUUUGAGCUUGGAAAAUGCCUCUGGUCCGCCUGCGUGGAGUUGAAUUUCUCUUUCACGAAACAUCCAGAACUUACAGACACAAGAAUUUCGUUAUCAAAAGAGACUUUAAUGGACAAAAUACGUACCGCCAUCAAGAUAGAUGAUGUGGAACAGCUUCGAGUUUGUCUACAAGACCCACGUGUUAGCAUCACCGACAACGGUGAUGGUGGUACUUUGUUGCACGAUGCCGUUUGGGCGUGUGCACUGCAUUGCACGCGGCUUCUUCUUAGCCUAAAAAGUGACCCAUCCGCUAAAAACGAGAAAGGUCGAUCACCUGUGCAUUGGUGCCAUCACUUGACUGAUGUUGAAAUACUGAAACUUCUUGUGGAAUACAACACAGAGGUCUUUUUGCAAGAUAGCUUCGGCCGAAAUCUUUGGCAUUAUUAUGCUAUAGAUAGAGACUUUCACGUUUCAAUUCUUGAUAUUUUGUUCAAGAUAGACAUGGAAAGAGGGCAUAAUUCUCUCUUGGCGGAAGACACCUAUGGAUUCACCCCAUUAGAACUCUGCCUCGGUGAGGACUUGAAGGACGAAGAAAUCUUUUUGUUCAUUGACUAUUGUGAUCGUAUGCCGAAUUUUUGGCAAGCUCACAGAUGCGUUUUCCCUAUUGCAGCAAGACGAGGGCGUAAACAUGUCCUCAAGAAGCUUAUGGACCUGAAUGUCAUCCCGAAAACAAUUGGCCCAAGCGAGAUGAGCCCGCUACAUGAGCUAGGGCUAAUGUCAGAUUUGAAAACUGUGACGAUAUUGAAAAACCUUUAUCCUGCAGCAUGUCAACUCAGAGUUGGAGAUCAUACCCCGUUAGAAUAUUAUCUCAACAACAUCUUAUGCGGACCCGCAUGCGCACCUUCAGGCGAAGUGUUCAUGCCAGACAAAGACGUGAUUCAUGAUCUAUAUUGCGAACAACUCUCAGGAUCCGAUCAAAUCGGUAGGACAGGAUUAUGGAGAUACACAUGCAAGCUUUUGACACAAUUUAUGAAAGCCUGUGCUUUCUGUGCGCAUCAUUGCAGUGGGGUUCACGAUCAUGUAAUUGGCAAAUCGAUUAUCGAAGUAAUGAUUGAUCUUGGAGCUAUGAAGGAUUAUGAAUCUCAGACCUCCUUGUCAGGUGUCAAGCUACUAUUCGAGGAUGUUCUCAUGGCCCUAAAGGAUAGGUCAAACGUCCGUUUGAAUACCCAACAGUUCAUAAACAUAAGCACAGUCGAAAAGGUUAUUAGUUCUUCGCAGUACUGGGAGCCCAACAGCCCUUGGGCAAUCGAGUUGUUGCGAGAGGUGAUCAUGUGCAAAGACGUCGCCACCGUCAGAUACCUCUUAGACAGCGGGCUAGAUCCCCAUCAGCGUCUGGGAACUGAGACAACAAUCGAGUACGCCUGUUUAGGAUCGAAUCUAGAAUGGCUGUGUGAUAGUGAAGAUGGAAAGGAAGUAUUUCAGUGUCUUCUAGAUCACUCUAACCCAGAAAGGUUGAAGGACUGGGACUACAAAGGACUGAGUCUCCUUCAUCGAGUUGAAACGCAAUCAUAUGAACCAGGACUUCACUGGGUAAUCGAUAAACUUGUUGAAAUGGGAUUGGAUACCAAUGCGUUCAACUCCUCGCCAGAAAUUGCAACAACUGAAAGACUGCCGCCAUUAGUAUAUCAUCUAAAUCAGGGAUCCCUCUUCUGUGCCUCGGUCUUAUUAGAGCUGGGCGCUGAUCCUAAUAUGGCCCCGCCCAAUGGGAUGGGCACCAUUAUGAUGGCUACAUAUUGGGGUUAUACCUCUAUUUUAGAUGCAACUUUGGCUUCUUCCAAGAAAUCUGGCCUCAAAGUUCGCUGGGAAGCACCCAUGAUCAUUGAGAAGUACUCACCAAGUGCGGGGAAAUACCAGGACGAGAAAGACUGCACCGCAAUCCAUUUGGCUUGUUCUAUGGGCCAUCUGGACUGUGUCAAGUUUUUCAACGAACAAAGCCUUCUAAGUAUAGAGAGCUUGAGUUGUUCCCAGAGAACGCCCCUUCAUUUUUGCGCAGAACAGGGCUACCCAGAUAUUGCCAAGUACUUAGUAGAAUCUGGUGCUAAGAUAGAUAGCAAGGAUGCGAAUGGUGACACUCCCUUGCAUUUGGCUGCUUGCCAGGGGCGGAUUCAAACUGUCAAGUUGCUGGUUGAACUUGGCGCAACAGAUGGGAUUAACAAGAGCUUCAAGAACCCUGCACUGCUUGCUUCGGAAUUUGGCCACCAAGAAAUCGCACAAUUUCUUGAGCAGGAAUUUGGCAAGAUGUCGCACCGCGAUCCUUACCUAAUAUCUGAUGUGUCUCAGAUACAAAAAAAGGAGCUGCUAAGCAAAUUGUAUCCAGCGAUCGAAGACGGCAACAUCGAGACGUGCCGACUUCUCCUCACAAAAAAAUGCCCGCUAAAUAUCCAUCUAUCACCUUAUAAUUACACCCCAAUGCAAUAUGCCAUCUCCAAGAAUCAGCCAGAAAUUGCCAAGAUGUUACUCGAUCAUGGAGCAAGCCCAUUAGGCAAUGUCUGGACAAACACACAUAGGGGUGUACAAUAUGCCUGUCACUUUCUGGAAACAGGAUCUCUACCCGAACAGAAAACGUUCAUUUCAUUGCUUCCAAACAUACUAUCUCGAAUAUUAGAGGAAGGCGGGAAUUUUCUGCAACCCACUCGUUCACAAGAACUACCAAUUUGCGACGCAUUCAGAGCCAGAAAUAUCCAGGCCGUCAGAACCAUUCUGUUUUUUUUAAGAGAAAACUCCGAGCAAAUCAGUCGACGAAGCCACUUAGAGCCUCAAGAAGUCGUCCCUUCAAUACUAAAUACGCUAUGCGAUUACGACCUGGGCAGGCCGGUACUGGUAACCCCUUUGCAUUUGGCUACAUAUUAUGACCUAGUCGAGUUAAUGCAACUUCUUCUGGAAAAUGGGGCGAAUCCUGACGCAUUGGAUUCUCAUGGCUAUAGUCCAUUAGAGGUGGUGCACUCAAGCCCGGCCGCACAGCUUUUGAUUGAAUGGGGUGCCUCUGUUCCACCCUCCAUGGUCAUUGCAAACAUGCAAGUGAUCUCAGAGAAGAUAGGAUUCAUCAUGAAUCCAAGAAAUAUUGCGAGCACAUCUCAAAAUGCGUUCAGAAUUGCCUUCAAGCAUGUACUUGGGCGGUCUCUAUCAUACCAGUCGUACCAUUGGGAGAGAAUCCAUGUCAAAGGCCGGGGGUUUGUGCAAAAUCUAGAACUUCUGGAUAUAUCAUUACACGAUAAAAGGAUUGGAGACACAAGUCUUAUCAAUGCUCUACUGCAAGUUUAUCACGGGCAAGAGUAUUUUCUCAACUCUCCUCGCCUUCUCGAUCAACUUGAACCAUUCAACUGGCAGUUGUUGAAAACUCGCCGUGUACCAGUCUUUCUUGAGAAGUUAUUUCGCCACUAUAGCCGACGGCUUUCGCGGGACGGCUUCCAAAGAUGGGCAAAUCUACAGCCCAAAAAGGGUUGGAGCCCACUGUGUAGAGCUGCUAUAUUUGGAGAUGUUGUUUGUGUCAAAAACUGUCUUUCACUUGGGGCGGAAGUUGAUUUUGAAGGAUGCCCGCUUGGCUCUGCUCUAAUGGCUGCAAGCACUUGUGGCCAGCUUGAAACCGUGAAGGUCCUUGUGAAGCAUGGCAGCGCAAUAUCCUACACGGGGAAAGAGGGCACAAUGAGCGCCCUUUCAGCAGCUCGAUCUAAGGCCGUACGCCGGUUCCUCCUGGUUGGCCAAUUUCAAGGACCCAAAGCAAUUGGAGACGUAGAUCCCAGAAGCAAUAGCUCUGAUGACAAAAAUCUCAAGUUUUGGAGUGGGAUAGCCCAAGCUCGCUUGAGAUUGGACACGAUUGAUCAAGACCCAGAGAUGUCUAGUUUGGAUUAUGCGACUUUUCUUGCCAGGAUUAAGUUGGACAUGAGAGGUCGGGUUGCGAGCAUCAUUGACGGGGUUCAGUACUGCGGGAGCGAUGGUUCUAUAGCCAUGAUCAAGAACGCAGGGCCAAAGAUGUAUUGGGAGUAA
Molecule: messenger RNA, 6666 nt
Organism: Clonostachys byssicola
Lineage: Eukaryota; Fungi; Ascomycota; Sordariomycetes; Hypocreales; Bionectriaceae
Source: the annotation of a GenBank genome assembly